Messenger RNA from Penicillium diatomitis, 474 nucleotides. RefSeq lists its product as uncharacterized. NCBI's taxonomy places the organism in Eukaryota, Fungi, Ascomycota, Eurotiomycetes, Eurotiales, Aspergillaceae. The transcript has 3 exons. The record is from RefSeq and is a predicted model, not a curated record. The coding region runs from base 1 to 474 and encodes 157 amino acids.
AUGAUCGUCAACAUCAGCACAAUCUUCACCCUCCUGCCUCUUCUGGCUGCGGCAAUGCCCUCGUCUCCAGAGUCGUACGCAGCCCUCAAUAAACGAUCCGUUACCUGUCUCAAGGUCGGAGCUACAGCAACAGCCACUUGGACCAAUAGCGCCGGACAGCACUGCACUUUCACCGGCGUGGUAGGAAGCAAUUUUGGUGCGGACGGUGCGGGAUCAGGAGAUUACUCCUGCAAUGGCCGUUGUGGUGCCGGGUGCACCGGUUUCGCAUUGGGUAAUGCAUAUACCCAGGACUGCUAUUCGCACGAUAUCUGCUCUUACUUCAACAAUGCCAGUGGAGGUGCAAGCGAUCCCAACUGCGGAGCCGCUUUCACAGCUGCAAUCGACGAUACCCUUCUUGGUGUGGUCGAUGGAUGUGGGCAGACAAACCCACAGCUGCCGGUUUCGAAGCCCAACUCGGCUCCUGUCUGUAAUUAA